Messenger RNA from Silurus meridionalis, 4106 nucleotides. RefSeq names its product SEC24 homolog D, COPII coat complex component (gene sec24d). NCBI's taxonomy places the organism in Eukaryota, Metazoa, Chordata, Actinopteri, Siluriformes, Siluridae. Gene Ontology annotation, molecular function: SNARE binding; zinc ion binding. Gene Ontology annotation, biological process: endoplasmic reticulum to Golgi vesicle-mediated transport; intracellular protein transport; COPII-coated vesicle cargo loading. The record is from RefSeq and is a predicted model, not a curated record. Gene Ontology annotation, cellular component: COPII vesicle coat; endoplasmic reticulum exit site.
UGCUGACGUGUAGCGGGUCUUCGCCACUACGCGCAUGCGCAGAGGCAGCAAAAUAGCCGAGGCCGGUGCCGGGAGUUUGACGUGGCACUCCCGUUAGGCUCGCCUCCCCUUCCCUAGUAGUCAGGACGCUCGGUUUCAUCUCUACCUUACAGGAUGAGCCAGCAGGGUUAUGUUGCUACACCACCAUACUCGCAGGCCCAGGCAGGAAUGGGGGGAUACCCCACUGCAUUGGGUGCUCCCUCUCCUCAAUCCCAUUACGGGCACUACGGAGCUCCACCACAGUCCUUCCCUCCACCACCAACAGCUGCCUCCUGUCCUACUGGGAUGCCUCUACAACCUGCGCCAAGCCAGUAUGGAUCUCCGAUUCAACAAAAUGGCGCACACUCACAGAAGUAUCCUCAACCCCCUCAGGCAGUCUCUGCACCUGCCAUGUCUCCUUAUGGACAGCCCCCUCAAAGACCAUACCACAGCAUGUCUCCAGCCACGCAUCCAGCCAAACAAAUAACAAAUCAGAUGAGUGCUAUGAACCUUGAUGGAUAUGCCCAAAGCCCCAUGCAGCUUCCUCAGUCUUUAGCAGCACCACAGCCUUUCCAAAUGUCUCCACCACCAACAAUGGGACAUCCACCAAUGUCUCCUCCAGGGACUCAACCUCUUUCUAUGGGUACAUGUCCACCAAUGGUAGCUAGUCCACCCAUGAGUGCAACAGGGCCUCCGCCAAUGGGACUGUCUAAUUCAACACCUCACCCUCCUUCAUUGGGUGGACCUGGAUUUCAACAGCCACCAGCACCUCAGGGAUUUCCACCUCAGCAGACAGGAUUAUAUGGAGGACAGAUGCCAGGGUCACUGAUGGCAGGGCCACAGCCAGGCGCUUUCCCAGGAGGCUUUCCAGGAGGAGCUGCUAACAUGGCAGGACCUCCUCAGAAGAAACUCGAUCCAGACUCCAUCCCAAGCACAACACAAGUGAUUGAAAGUGACCAGGCUAGGAGAGGUGAGCAGGUCUACAUCACAAAUCUGAGGGGUCAAGUGCCACUUGUCACCACCAAUUUCACUGUACAAGAUCAAGGAAAUGCUAGCCCAAGGUUCAUGCGAUGCACUACCUACUCAUUUCCCUGUACCUCCGACCUUGCAAAGCAGUGGCAAGUGCCUUUGGCUGCCAUCAUCAAACCAUUUGCCACAGUGCCCAAAAAUGAAACUCCUCUAUACAUAGUAAAUCAUGGCGAGGCAGGACCUAUACGCUGUAACCGCUGUAAGGCCUACAUGUGCCCCUUUAUGCUUUUCAUCGACGGUGGAAGACGUUUCCAGUGUGCCUUCUGCAGCUGUGUUAAUGAGGUUCCUGCCCAGUAUUUUCAGCACCUGGACCAUAUGGGCCGAAGAGUGGAUGUGUUUGAAAGACCAGAGCUGUCACUGGGUUCUUAUGAGUUUGCUGCUACGCUGGAUUACUGCAAGAACAAUAAGCCUCCCAAUCCUCCUGCUUAUAUCUUUAUGAUUGAUGUUUCCUACAACAACAUAAAGAGUGGACUUGUCAAACUGAUAUGUGAGGAACUAAAGACCCUGCUGGAGCACCUUCCAAAAGAGGAGGGAGCUGAGAGCUCAGCCAUCAGAGUGGGUUUUGUCACCUACAACAAGAUCCUGCACUUCUUCAAUGUGAACAGUGCACUAGCUCAGCCCCAGAUGAUGGUGGUCUCUGAUGUGGCAGAAAUGUUCGUACCCCUUCUGGAUGGAUUCCUGGUCAGCUUUCAGGAAUCACGAAGUGUCAUCAACAAUUUGUUGAGCCAAAUCCCUGAAAUGUUUGCUGACACAAAUGAGAGCGAAACUGUUUUUGCCCCAGUUAUUCAAGCUGGAAUGGAAGCACUGAAGGCUGCUGAAUGCAGUGGAAAGCUUUUUAUCUUCCACUCCUCCCUCCCAACUGCAGAAGCACCCGGAAAGCUGAAGAACAGAGACGACAGGAAGCUGGUGAACACCGAGAAAGAAAAGACUCUGUUUCAGCCACAGCGUGGUGUAUAUGAGCAGCUGACUAAAGAGUGUGUGAGUCAGGGAUGCUGCGUGGACCUCUUCUUGUUCCCUAACCAGUAUGUGGACUUGGCCACUAUGGGUGACAUUCCAACACACACUGGCGGCUCAGUUUACAAAUACAGCAACUUCCAGGUUCAGACAGACAGUCAGCAUUUCCUCAAAGAUCUGAGACGAGAUGUGGAGAAGUCCAUCGGAUUUGAUGCUAUAAUGCGUGUUCGCACCAACACAGGAUUUAGGGCCACAGACUUCUUUGGUGCCAUCUAUAUGAACACAACUACAGAUGUGGAGAUGCCUGCAGUGGACUGUGACAAAGCAGUUACAGUGGAGUUUAAACAUGAUGACACACUCAGUGAGGAGGCCGGGGCACUUAUACAGUGUGCUGUGCUGUACACCUCUAUCAGUGGUCAGAGACGGCUGCGCAUUCACAAUCUCGGUCUGAACUGCAGCUCGCAACUAAGUGAGCUGUACAAGAGCUGUGAGACUGAUGCUCUCAUUAACUUCUUUGCCAAGUCAGCAUACCACACUAUUCUAAGUCAACCAGUGCGAACCGUGAGAGAGAUUUUGGUGAGGCAGACUGCUCAUAUGCUGGCCUGCUAUAGGAAGAACUGUGCUACAUCUUCUGCCUCAAGUCAGCUGAUCCUACCUGAUGCUAUGAAAGUGUUCCCAGUCUACAUGAACAGCCUGUUGAAGACUCCAGUUCUGGUGGGAAGCACUGAACUCACUACAGAUGAUAGGGCUUUCCACAGACUCAGUAUGAUGUCUAUGGGAGUGGAAGAGAGCCAGGUCCUGCUAUACCCACAGCUCAUUCCAGUGCACUCCAUGGAUGUGGCAAGUGAUUCGAUUCCGGCAGCAGUGCGCUGCUCUGAAGAGCGUUUGAGCGAGACCGGUGCGUUUUUACUGGAGAACGGUCAGUCCAUGUUUCUGUGGCUGGGCCAGGCCUGUUCUCCUGAAAUCAUCCAGAACCUCUUCAAUGUGCCCUCCAUGGCCCACCUCAGUUCAGACACGAUGACAUUGCCAGAACUAGAUAAUGCCCACUCUAGGAAGCUUCACUCCAUCAUUUGUGCCAUCUUCCAGCAGCGGUGCAAGUCCAUGAAGAUGGUGAUUGUGAAGCAGAAAGACAGAUCAGAACUGCUCUUCCGCCAGCUCCUAGUGGAGGAUAAAGGCCUGCAUGGAGGAACUUCGUAUUUGGAAUUCUUGUGCUCUGUUCACCGUGAGAUUAGGCAGCUCCUGUCCUAACAUACAGUACACAGACUCAUAUACAGUCACCGGCCACUUUAUUAGGAAUGUCUGGACACCUGAUCGAUUAAUCAGCCAGUCAUAUGUCAGCAACACAAUGCACAAAAUCAUUAAAAAAUAAACAAUUGUUUUGAGCUUACAAUAAUAAUUAAGACCACUAAAAUGUUUACGCUAAAAUGAGCAGAAAAAUAGCACACCAAACAACAUACCAAACAUUGAAGAGGGUGCGCUACAACUGCAGAUCACCACAUCGGGUUUCACUCCUGCCAAACAAGAGCAGGAAUCUGAGACUGCAGCUGGCAGUGGCUCACUGAAACUGUUCAUUUAAAGAUUGUGAAAAACUUUGCUUAGCCUGAUAAAUGAGCAGAUGGAAGAUUUAGAAAUUGUCAUCAAGAGCAUGAAUUUGAAGACCUAGCUUGUGUUGUGUCAACAGUCCAGGCUGCUGCUGUUGGUGUAAAUAGUGUGCCGGGUAUUUUAUUGCCACCAUUUGGGCCACUUAAUAUCAUUCAAACAUCAUUUAAAAGCCACAGCUUAUCUUCUAUUGUUGACCACAUACAUCCCAUUAUAGCCUGAAUUGGUCUUACAUGAGAAUGAACUCAUAAAGGCUACUUUCAGUAUGAUAACAUGAUAAAGGAUGGUGUUCCUAAUAAAGUGGUUGGUAAGUGUAUAGUCAGGCAGCACACACAAACUUCUUACUCUUUCCAGAGCUGCCUUUCAGUGACUGUACACCAUCAGGACUUCACAAGUGUUCUUAUUUUUUUUUCUCUUAAAAUUCUAGUUUGGGAUUAAGCUUGGCUUGCUUGUAUGUAAUGGUAUGUUAUUGUUUCUAAAAAUAUUAAAGGAAAACAUUUACUCAG